CAGCUAGUCCACUCACUGAUGCCCUGAUCCUUCCCACAAAAACACAGCGACUACACCUCUCUCAACUACACAGACCUCAACUCCUCAACACUCGCCACAUCUGGAGGAGGAGGACUGGGGGAAGCCGACGCUGCCCGCACAGCAGCUGCACGUCCUUUUCUCUCUUUCUCUCUCUCUCUCUUUUUUUUUUUCACCUUUUCUCUCUUUUCCUGCGCCACCAAGAGAAAGUGCCGCGUCCUUGAAAUUAUAAGUUGAAAGAGAGGGAGAGUGAGAGACAGUGUGGGAGAGAGAGAGAGAGGGAGAGAGCAAGAGAGAGUUGCUUAACGGCGAAAUAAAUCCCGCUCUGAGUACUUCAUCACGGACCACUAACAGGGAGGUGAAUGGACCUUCACCGCCCCUUCAAGAUGGACAGCCCCUCCUACCUGCCAGCUCCACUGGCCUCCCCUGCCCUGAUGGUCCUCGCCACCACUGCCGAGGCCGGCCGAGACGCCUCCGUCCCCUGCCAGGCGCCCAGGCCCUUCGGUGUCCCUGCUUCUGUAGAGAAGGACCUCCACCUUCCCUUCCCCUCAGCCUCCUACACAUUCACCUCCAUGUAUCAGCGACAGGGCCCCAUGUCAGGCACCUUUCCCUCCCGAGACUUCCCAGCCUCCCUGCUCCACCUGCACCCCCAAUUCACCCCACCGAACCUGGACUGCUCCACCCUUGGUAUGCUCAACCACAGCGGGGUGGGCGCCUUCCGACCUUUCGCCUCCCCGCCAGAGGAGAGGGAGUCAGGGGGUUACCAGUCGGCUUUUACCCCUGCCAAGAGGCUGAAAAGCUGCUUCCCGGAGGUGGAGGGGAAGGAGUUUGACUUCGGCUCCUCGGGAGGCUCCCUCAAAACCGGGGAGGACUCAGGGAGGAAGCUGUUCUCCAUGUCUGGCCUGAUGUCUGACGGAGAGGCUUCAUCGAGCCCGGAGGAGCGCAAAGAGCACAUUAAAGUGAAGUGUCUCUACGACACUCAGGCGCCGAUGUGUCCAGUCUGCCAGGCCAUUCUGCGACCGGGAGAGCUGCAAGAACACAUGGAGCAGGAGUUAACCAAACUCGCCCAGCUGCAAAUCAGUGCCACUUCGGUUCAGCACGAACACCUCUUAAGGACCCCAAAGUCUCUCUCUCUCUCUCUGCAUAUAAAGCGUGAAGGAGGUUCUCCCACCUCACCCCCUCGACCAGCUGAGGACGCCCACUCUGACCGAUACCAGACGUUUCUCCGAGUGCGGGCCAACAGACACACAAGACUAAAUGUCGAUGACCUCUGCUGGUGCAGGUGCUACGUCAAAUCUGCCCCAUUACGCCCCCACAGCGCAGGAGCCCACCUAGACUGCACACAAGCUGUCAGGAUUGGAAAGCUGAAGAGGAGGAAACCAGAGGAGGGACAGGAGGGUUCAGCGGACUUGGUGCCAUUGGAGGACGAGUGGAAUGAGAGGAGAAGGAUACAGAUGACGUCUAUAGUCGGAGGGCUUAAAGGUGCAAUGCUGGUGAGCACAACUUCUAAGGAUUGUCGAGACAGCGACGCAGACCUGGACGUGGACGGAGACGACACUCUUGAGUACGGCAGAGCACAAUACACGGACACAGAUGUGAUCCCCUGCUCAGGAGAAAGCUGCAAGGAGACGACAGUGAACAGCAGCAGCAGCAGCAGCGGCGGCAGCAGUACAUUGCCUGAUUCCAGAUUAAACCUAGACUUUUCCAAAUGGUUAACUGAUGGGAGUCCGUCUACCAGCAGUGGAGAUAAAGUGGACGGCAGUUUAGCUGCUCUGCCCAAAACCUGCAAAAACACUGAGAUAGAGAUGCUCUCAGAGGACUCCACACUGACAACUCUGGAUGCACUUAAAGCUCGGAUACGGGAUUUGGAAAAACAGUUGUCUAAAGGAGACAGAUUUAAAUGCCUCAUCUGCAUGGACACAUACACAACCCCGCUCACUUCCAUCCAGUGCUGGCAUGUUCACUGCGAGGAGUGUUGGCUUCGGACGCUGGGAGCAAAGAAGUUGUGUCCUCAGUGCAACACCAUCACUUCACCUGGAGACCUGAGGCGGGUUUACCUGUGAGAGGGGAGGGGCUUCUUCUCUUUUAGCCAAUCAGGGGUGGACUUGUGGGCAGCUGGCCUGUCAUAGACUCCCACCCUCCUUCUUCUCCUCCUCCUCCUACCUUCCUGGUCAUUUCUUUACGUCAGUGUACUCCUAAGUUCUAAGUUGAACAACAGCAAACGUGACCUUUGACCUUCCUUUUACAGCCCUGUACAAUAUCCAUGUUCCUGCUGCAACAUCAACCAGAUCUGAAGAAACAUUUAAAACCGACUGAGAGCUCAGGCACUGAAAAGACACAUAGAGGAAAAUGCUUUGGGACAAUAUUUAUCGAUUUUAUAAUCCUUUUGUCUGUUUUAUGAAAAAAAAAAAGUUGAAUCACAUUCAAAGCACAUGUACAUACUUUUGUGUAUGUUUGGAUUGGUGUGUGUAUAUGAUGUUGACUAGCAGAACAACAUGACUAUUUACUGUACAGAGUCUUUGAUUAGAUCAUCUAUUAUUUGUUUAGCUCCUGCAGGUUCACUAACAGUAAUAUCAUAACAUCCAGGCUCAUUUUGUCUCUGUCACUGACGUGUUUCUUUGUACAGGAUCAUUAAAUCUAAUUUUAUCAAUGUUACUACAAUAAAA
This is a messenger RNA of Seriola aureovittata, 2684 nucleotides long. It is a transcript of the gene rnf220b, whose product is annotated as ring finger protein 220b. The transcript has 16 exons. The coding region runs from base 381 to 2081 and encodes 566 amino acids. The record is from RefSeq and is a predicted model, not a curated record. Gene Ontology annotation, molecular function: ubiquitin protein ligase activity; metal ion binding. Lineage: Eukaryota; Metazoa; Chordata; Actinopteri; Carangiformes; Carangidae. Gene Ontology annotation, biological process: protein ubiquitination.